GACCAACAGCAUAUGCAACAUUUGGAGAAAUUUUAGAAGAUUCUAAUUGGGGUGCUAAGCAUUAUUUACAUAAUCAGAAAACAUUUGUUAUGAUUCAUCAUAAUAGACAAUCUCGUAAUUUAUUAAAAACUUAUAAACAGCAUCCAAUUUCACAUAUUAAUAAUCAAACAUUAAUUAAGAAACAACAAUUUAAAAAGAAAAAGCAGGAA
Racocetra fulgida is the source of this 209-nucleotide messenger RNA. NCBI's taxonomy places the organism in Eukaryota, Fungi, Glomeromycota, Glomeromycetes, Diversisporales, Gigasporaceae. The record is from the annotation of a GenBank genome assembly.